Messenger RNA from Colletotrichum destructivum, 1685 nucleotides. Its product is annotated as Putative BolA protein. The transcript is spliced from 3 exons. Gene Ontology annotation, biological process: [4Fe-4S] cluster assembly. The record is from RefSeq and is a predicted model, not a curated record. Gene Ontology annotation, cellular component: mitochondrial matrix. Lineage: Eukaryota; Fungi; Ascomycota; Sordariomycetes; Glomerellales; Glomerellaceae. Bases 435 to 914 code for a protein of 159 amino acids.
CCGAACCUUCUUUGUAUUGUAUCGGGCCUGUGUGUGCGAGGGAAAAUCUGCUGCUCGUUUCUCCAUCCUCCCACAUCAUCCAUGCUCGCCUCCAGGUCCCAAGUUCCAGGGUGACACUUUUGCACACCGUACCUUUCGCGCACAUGCAGCCGCAGCUCCAGUCAUUCUACUCUUCUCUCUCUACCUAAACCGAAAAAAGUUGUUGGGCUACCCAACCCAUACCGCACUCCGCAACCAAACCACGGUCCACGCAGCUGAAGCAAGGACAGCUUUGCUUAUUCUCCCCUGUCCGGCUUCGUACACCGUCCUCCGUCCAGACUCCUUUACCGCCGCACCGCAUUGCAGCCCGCAAGCCGCCGCCGCGUACCUACUUCUACGUGCUCCUUCCCCCCUCUUCACCUUCUUUCCUCCCUCCUCCCCUUUCCUACUCCCCCAUGAACACAUUCCGCCCCGUCGUUGGCAGAAUUGGGAGUAGCUUGACUGGAGGAAUAACCAAACUACACACACCAAUGUUGCGAAGAUACGCCCUCGGCUUCUCAGCGGGCGCUGCCAGACCCCUCGGAACCAUGUCGUCCGCCACCCCCGUCGAGGAUGCCAUCCGGUCUAAGGUGACCGCCGCCUUCUCCCCCACAACCCUCGAAAUCUACAACGACUCCCACCUCCACAGCCACCACAAGGCCAUGGCCGGCAGCACCUCCAAGGAAACCCAUUUCAGACUCGUUAUCACCUCCGAGGCCUUCAAGUCUAAGAUGCAGUCCGCCCGCCACCGCAUGGUCUACGCCCUCCUCCGUGAGGAAAUGGCCCGCGAGGGCGGCAUCCACGCCCUUCAGCUCAAGACCCUUACUCCCGAGGAGGAGGAGCGACAAAAGGCCAAGAAGGCCGCCGAGGCCCAGUCCUCCGAGGACUCGGCUUGAAACCUACCAAUAAAAUACCACACAACCGAUAUACCCAACAAACCGCCUUGAGAGGGAAUGUAACACUCCCUGAGGGCAUUACGACACGAGAGAUACGACCUUUUCCACCAGGAAAGAAAGACAUGACGGUAUACUAGGAAACCAACAGGGCAACUUACGGGAUCACUUGAGAGAGGAAGGGUGUUUAGGUCAUAGUAACGGAGUCGGGCCAUGCUUUUGCUGCUGCGACACGGAAAACCAAUCCUUAUCAUCUUCGGAUCCAUCUUCACAUCUUAUUGACGACUCGGAUACGACGUAGAGCCAUAUUAAAAAAUGGCAACAUGUUUUCUUAGGGAACAUUAGAUACCUUCAAAGACUCUCCAGAGAGCCGGCCAUGGAAAAAAACGCACAACUAGAUCCAGUCUUGUUAGAUACAAAUCGAUUGCUUGCGCAAUUUGAAACUUCGUUCCUUAUUUUCAGUUUCCGUUGUGAAAUGUAAGCCUCGGCUGCGGCAGUGCAAUAUAUUUCGGCGCAGCCUUUUUGUAUCACGAGUUCACCGUAGCAUUAGCGUCACACAGUGCAUUCCCACUUGCAGCGUAACGCACUGAAUAUCGAUCCGUUCUUGGCACGGAAAUAGGGGUAUCAUACAUAAUUUUUCAAAACGCAUCCUCCACCAGCCUAGCGCGGGCGACUUUCUGGACGGCCUACGGCACAGCAGUCUUUCCCAGUUGCAACGUAACGGAUAUAACAGGCCUCGUCCAUGCCCUCUCUGCACCUUGUCACUAUUCCACU